Cuscuta campestris is the source of this 988-nucleotide messenger RNA. The record is from the annotation of a GenBank genome assembly. NCBI's taxonomy places the organism in Eukaryota, Viridiplantae, Streptophyta, Magnoliopsida, Solanales, Convolvulaceae.
GUUGGGCCCGAUACGAGUCGAAGCAGUCAAAUAUUAUCACCCAAUCCAAUUCGACAAAAGUUGGGUACGGUUUAAAUUUUGGGUGCAUGGUCCCAUUCUAAAUCUAGGGUUCUCUCCUGGUGCGGUUUGAAAAAAUGGAAUUGGCUACGGAUGAGAAGGGUUCUAGGUUGAUCUCUCAUUCACCCACCUGUGAUUAUGCAGAACCCGAACCGAAGAAGCAGAGGCUCGGUGGAGACAGCGACGGGGACGGCAACGGAAGCAGCGGCGGCGUCAUCUGCGGCCUCAGCAGGGUCUUCAUUGGCAACGAACAGGACGAUGUCUACUUUGAGGAGUACAAGUACAUGCUCGAUCCAGAAGAUUACGAGAACUCCACUCUGGAGCAAAAACGACGGACGCUACUUUCAUCAGAUACAUAUCUCCAAUUGCUAUUAUCUAGACUUUAUCCCGACUUUUCCCCUUUGGACAGGACCUAGACCUAUAGAUUUGACAGACGAAGAUGAUCGAGAUAGAUAUGAAAAAAAAGUCAUGAGGUGCGUCGAGGUUGCUCUGGAAAAGCAAAAGGGACGAGGAUGAUCAAGAGGGUUUUCUCCCAUUAUCGAGGUUGCUUUGGCAAAGCAAAAGGAACAAGAUCUUGUCUGAUUCCAGCCUUGUUUUCUGGAAAUUUAGAGAGAAGGUUUGUGUCAGUAUGUCAAAUUAAUGGGACGAGCUGAUAGUGAGGAUGCAGUACCUUGUGUGAAGCUGAUAGUGAGGAUGCAGGCCAUUACUGUGCAGCUGCCCUUAUGGGAGUGCUGUUUGGGUCAAGUUUAGCUCUUGGGCUAAUAUGAAAUUCCAGGCUAUUUCAAUAUAAGACAGGGAAGAGUUAGACUUGUUUAAUUUGUGGUAGGUUUUGGUUGUUUCAUUGGCUUUGGUCUGUGUAUGAUUGUUGGAUGAUUGUUGAUGUGGAUUGACAUUUCUGUGCUUGGUUCAAAAAAAAAAAACUAAGAUUUCU